This is a messenger RNA of Mugil cephalus (flathead mullet), 871 nucleotides long. It is a transcript of the gene mrpl17, whose product is annotated as mitochondrial ribosomal protein L17. Gene Ontology annotation, molecular function: structural constituent of ribosome. Lineage: Eukaryota; Metazoa; Chordata; Actinopteri; Mugiliformes; Mugilidae. The coding region runs from base 210 to 707 and encodes 165 amino acids. Gene Ontology annotation, cellular component: mitochondrial large ribosomal subunit; ribosome. The transcript has 3 exons. Gene Ontology annotation, biological process: translation. The record is from RefSeq and is a predicted model, not a curated record.
UUUCAACAUCACGUCGGACGCAAUUGAGGACGGACCGCCAAUGUCAAACUCGUCGAACUAAACGUUAACAUAACCGACCUCAGUAUUUGUCAAUAUUAGGAGCGUACUGCUCCGCUUUCUUUAUAAAGGGCCGUUUAAUUUACGCGUUGUGGUUUGUAGGGGUCCCGGGUGUUAGUUGCGGACUCUCGUAGGAGAACAGAUCUGACAAGAUGCGCCUCACGUUGCAAAUGUUGAUCUCCCACGGCCGGGUGGCCCGGAGGAUGGGUCUGGGCCCACAGUCCCGGAUCAACAUACUGCGGAACAUUUUGACAGGACUGGUCCGACACGAGAGGAUAGAAACCACGCUGGGCAAAGCAGAUGAAGUCCGCUUCUACGCUGAAAAGCUUAUUGACUAUGCCAAAAAGGGAGACAUGGAUGAGAAGGCGAUGAAAAUGGCCAGCUUCUGGCUGACGGAAAAGGAUCUGGUCCCCAAGCUCUUUAAGGUCCUCGCUCCGCGGUUUGAAACGCAGAAGAACGGCUACACGCGGAUGGAACGAAUCCCCAACAGGCAGAAUCUGGACAGGGCUAAGAUGGCCGUCCUGGAGUACAAAGGCAACCCCUUCCCACCCCUUCAUCCCGUGAGAAAAGAGAACGAACUGACUCUUAUCAACCAGCUGCUCAAAGGCUACAGAGAAGAGAGGGCUCAGCAGUUAGCUACAAAAGCAUAAUGGAGACCAUCAUGGUGUUGCAGAUGCUGCAGACUGUGGCUUAAAGAGAUGGAUGCAUUCUUUCAUCAGGAGAACAGUUUAAAAGCUCUGAUGUCAACUGAAGCAAAGAACAGUUUUGUAAAAGAUCAUUAGGAUGAAUGUGUUAAUAAAUAGUAUUUACUAAA